UGGCCUCUUGCUUGUGUUCUUCGCCAUGGCUGGCCUUGUCUGGUUUCGUGCAACGCCCCUUCGAACAGGACUAUGGCACAUUACGGGGCCUUGGUGGCGCCGCUAUACAGACAUUUUAUAGGCGAUUGAUGCUUACAAUGGAUGAACCUGCGAAGUCAUUCAUCGCUUGCGCAAGGAAUAUGGUCCCGUGCUGCAAGUUGGUCCACAAUCUCUGUUGAUUAUCAUCGGGUUCCAACGCCACCAUCUCCGCAUUCCCGCGAUGAGGAUGGUUUUGAACGACAAGUGCCGCUUUCCAUCACACGAGAGUACGCUUGGGAACAACAACAACUUCCCCUGGAUUUGAAGACAUUCAGUAGCACUAUUGGCAUAUACAUGCAUGGUUCCCUCAAUCUCAAUCGGCCUCGGCUGGGCAUUCAAUCAGGCACUAGCGCCACGACGCGUUUCGCACAUGUUUUAUCGCAGAUCCGGACGGCUCAGCGCAACCCAUGCAAGCCAUUAUGCGGUGGCCGCAAGCCUACUUUGAAGCCGUCAAGGUUGCAGACAAAGUCGCCGCUAAGGAAGGCUUCAAGGAUCUCGAAGAUUACAAGUACGAUUUGGCAAAGGGUGACACUCUAAAGGUCGUCGACUUCCAUUGGCGGCCCACUGAUCACCUUCCUAUCAUUGCUUACCAUCGCCUUGUCGGCGAUGGCUGGACAACUGAACAUCUCUUCGUCGAGGCCGGUCUAGGACCUCUUGAGACCCUGUUGAGGGCUUAACCUACUACCUAAAUCUAGUAAGGUGGAAAACCUCGGCAAGGUCUUGACUAUGCUUUUCAUCACUUCUCAUCG
This is a messenger RNA of Aspergillus novofumigatus IBT 16806, 827 nucleotides long. RefSeq lists its product as uncharacterized. The transcript is spliced from 2 exons. The record is from RefSeq and is a predicted model, not a curated record. Bases 142 to 615 code for a protein of 157 amino acids. NCBI's taxonomy places the organism in Eukaryota, Fungi, Ascomycota, Eurotiomycetes, Eurotiales, Aspergillaceae.